Messenger RNA from Pestalotiopsis fici W106-1, 642 nucleotides. RefSeq lists its product as uncharacterized. Lineage: Eukaryota; Fungi; Ascomycota; Sordariomycetes; Amphisphaeriales; Sporocadaceae. The transcript is spliced from 2 exons. The coding region runs from base 1 to 642 and encodes 213 amino acids. The record is from RefSeq and is a predicted model, not a curated record.
AUGACAUCUGCCACGACAACUCUGGCAAAAUGUUCACACACGCAAGCGAGCCACCGCAAUGCCACCAACCCGGCUGAAACGACCGAGACCCAGCAAGCAUCAACCACCUAUACGUUCAAGCUCCCGUACACGGCGUACCGCGGCGCCUUUAUCGGGGACCACUACCGACUGCAGCAGCUACGUCUGCAGACCGAGUUCCUCGACAUUUUCUCCGUCGUGUGCCUGUGCGGUCGCGUUUUCGAGGCGCAGGCCUUUUCGCUCUCGUGCCCGGCGAGUCGCGGCAAGCUGCUCGAGUCGCGCCGCCGCCGCAUGAAGCGCAUCUACCGCUCUGACAACUUUGUCGACGUCUUUGAACAGGCCGGUCGCCGGUUUCUAGUGACAAAGGUCGAUCGGACGGAAAAGGAGUGGUCCGACGUCUGCCGGCAGGUUAUGCGCGGCGGUGAUGACUUUGCCUUGGACCGGCCCGCCCGCCUACUCGGAUGGGGCGGGGCUCGGUGCAGUGUCGAGGAUGAGCGGACCGAAUACGUUGAUGGUAAUGUUUGCGCUCCCCACGAGAGCGAGCCAAUCAGACACCACGUGUCCUACGUUGAACCGACCUCUUAUGCUGGGGCCGUCAUGAAGGGAUUGAGGGUUGGAAAGUGA